AAAACCAAACCGAGGCUUUCUGAGAAAGUGGGGCCAAACCUGUUGCUGUCUGACUGCCAAGUGGCUUACUAUUUAUCCCUGUAAAACCCUGCAAAAGUAUUUGAAAGGGAAGAAGGGACAGAAAACUCCCUCCUUUUCCAAGUUAGCCUUAUAGUCUAGGGCUUAAAAUACUGGUUUAAUGGUGAAGGUAAGUGCUUUUCUUCUUUUUGGGUAGCAGGAUAAUUACUAACUUAACAAAGGUCCAUUAAGGGGAGGGAACAGUUUUAGGAGAAGUCAGAGAAAAGACAUUAACAGCAACAUAAGGAUCUCCAUCUGGUAAUAUUGCCUAAUUCCAAAAUGAAGAGACUUUCUGAAAAAGAUAACUGAUUCAAUGAAGACCCUAGGGCAAGGCUUGAGAAGCCACUGGUACCAAUGGACACUGUGGACAAUGGUCAUUUCUCCAAGGACGCUAUAAAAGACUGUCGUAGUAAAAGAGAUUCAGGGAAACUCCACCACAAAGCGUGGUACCAUUUCCCACAGAAGCUAAAUGGACGGGAAGCCUGCCACCAGGAAAGGUCCAGAUUUCUGUUCAUUACGCUAUGGGCUGGCUCUUAUCAUGCACUUCUCAAACUUCACCAUGAUAACCCAGCGUGUGAGUCUGAGCAUUGCGAUCAUCGCCAUGGUGAACACCACUCAGCAGCAUGGUCUAUCUAAUGCCUCCACUAAGGGGCCUGUUGCAGACGCCUUCAGUAACUCCAGCAUAUCCAUCAAGGAAUUUGAUACAAAGGCCUCUGUGUAUCACUGGAGCCCAGAAACUCAGGGUAUCAUCUUUAGCUCCAUCAACUAUGGGAUAAUACUGACUCUGAUCCCAAGUGGAUAUUUAGCAGGGAUAUUUGGAGCAAAAAAAAUGCUUGGUGCUGGUUUGCUGAUCUCUUCCCUUCUCACCCUCUUUACACCACUGGCUGCUGACUUCGGAGUGAUUUUGGUCAUUGUGGUUCGGACAGUCCAGGGCAUGGCCCAGGGAAUGGCGUGGACAGGUCAGUUUACUAUUUGGGCAAAGUGGGCUCCUCCACUUGAACGAAGCAAGCUCACCACCAUUGCAGGAUCAGGGUCAGCAUUUGGAUCUUUCAUCAUCCUCUGUGUGGGGGGACUAAUCUCACAGGCCUUGAGCUGGCCUUUUAUCUUCUACAUCUUUGGUAGCACUGGCUGUGUCUGCUGUCUCCUAUGGUUCACAGUGAUUUAUGAUGACCCCAUGCAUCACCCGUGCAUAAGUGUUAGGGAAAAGGAGCACAUCGUGUCCUCACUGGCUCAACAGCCCAGUUCUCCUGGACGAGCUGUACCCGUAAAGGCGAUGGUCACAUGCCUACCACUUUGGGCCAUUUUCCUGGGUUUUUUCAGCCAUUUCUGGCUGUGCACCAUCAUCCUAACAUACCUACCAACGUACAUCAGUACUCUGCUCCAUGUUAACAUCAGAGAUAGUGGAGUUCUGUCCUCCCUGCCUUUUAUUGCUGCUGCAAGCUGUACAAUUCUAGGAGGUCAGCUGGCAGAUUUCCUUUUGUCCAGGAAUCUUCUCAGAUUGAUCACUGUGCGAAAGCUCUUUUCAUCUCUUGAUAUGCAAGUUUCCUCAUGGGAAUCUCAAGGGGAUUUGGGCUCAUCGCAGGAAUCAUCUCUUCCACUGCCACUGGAUUCCUCAUCAGUCAGGAUUUUGAGUCUGGUUGGAGGAAUGUCUUUUUCCUGUCUGCUGCAGUCAAUAUGUUUGGCCUGGUAUUUUACCUCACAUUUGGACAAGCAGAACUUCAAGACUGGGCCAAAGAGAGGACCCUCACCCGCCUCUGAGGACAAAAAGUUACAAACUUAAAUGUGGUACUGAGCAUGAACUUUCUAAACAUUUUUUACUUAUCUUCAUAUUCUUGACCAUAGACUCAGCAGUUCUUAACUCUGACUGUGUGUUAGUCUUCCCUGGGGAGCCUUUAUAAGAUACUGAUGCCUGGGACCCACUCCAGAGAUUCUGAAUGAAUUGGUCUGGGGUAGAACCCAGAUACCACUAAUUUUUAGAUACUCCUUAGAGGUUUCUAGCAUGCGCCCGGGGUUGACAACAGGUGGACAAACUUGAAAAGUCAAUUCAUGUGGCCUUUGAAUUUUCCUCAUUGGAAAGUACUAAAUAAAUAAAAAUUCAUGUGAAAAUGAUCACUGAUAAAUAUCUUUGUGGUGGGGCAGGUUAUUGGAUACAGACAAGAUCUGCUUGGAAUUGUAGCCAUAUGUUACAGAUCUCAGCACCGAUCAGAACUGUAAAGCUAUAAUCCCCAGAAUUAAAGUUUUUAUUAUUUUUUAUACAUUGCAAAACAUGGACGUUUAUUUAUGUGGUUAAAUUCUAUUAAAAUUUACAUGCUAAAAUAAAA
Messenger RNA from Nomascus leucogenys (northern white-cheeked gibbon), 2378 nucleotides. It is a transcript of the gene SLC17A2, whose product is annotated as solute carrier family 17 member 2. Gene Ontology annotation, molecular function: transmembrane transporter activity. The record is from RefSeq and is a predicted model, not a curated record. Gene Ontology annotation, biological process: monoatomic anion transport; transmembrane transport. Lineage: Eukaryota; Metazoa; Chordata; Mammalia; Primates; Hylobatidae.